CGUCAUCUGUCAAAUUUAGCCGAUUUUUCAGUGCGGUGUGGUUUAUUAUUCACAUGGUAUAAAAAUGUCGAUUUUUGCGAGUCCUUUGUCUGUUGCUGGCACCAGAACUUCAGGAGCCCCUGUACGAACUCAAAAUGUCAUGGCAGCAUCCUCCAUCGCCAAUAUCGUCAAAAGCUCCCUCGGUCCCGUGGGACUCGACAAAAUGUUGGUGGACGAUAUUGGCGACGUCACUGUUACAAACGAUGGGGCCACGAUUUUGCGUCUUUUGGAGGUGGAGCACCCCGCUGCUAAGGUUUUAGUCGAAUUAGCACAACUGCAAGACGAGGAAGUGGGCGAUGGGACUACUUCCGUUGUUAUAAUCGCCGCUGAAUUGUUGAAAAACGCCGACGAGCUUGUUAAACAAAAAAUUCACCCGACUUCCAUCAUCAGUGGCUACCGUUUAGCGUGUAAAGAAGCUUGUCGUUACAUCCAAGACAAUCUCACAAUCCCCGUUGAAGAACUAACCCGUCAAUGCGUAAUCAACGUUGCAAAAACCGCAAUGAGCUCUAAAAUAAUCGGCGCCGAUGCUGACUUAUUCGCGACAAUGGUUGUAGAUGCAGCAAACGCAAUAAAAGUCGUGGAUUCAUCGAAAAAUACGAUUUACCCCAUCAAAGCUGUGAACAUUCUCAAAGCGCAUGGACGUAGCGCCAGGGAGAGUAUCCUAGUUCAAGGUUACGCUUUAAACUGCACAGUUGCGAGUCAAGCAAUGCCGAAAAAAAUCGUCCAUGCAAAAAUCGCAUGUUUGGACUUUUCACUACAGAAGGCUAAGAUGAAGAUGGGGGUCCAAGUUUUGAUCAACGAUCCAGAUAAGUUGGAGGGAAUACGUGCUCGAGAAUUGGAUAUUACCAAAGAACGGAUUCAGAAGAUUUUAGCAACGGGAGUGAACGUUAUUCUUGUUAGUGGAGGAAUUGAUGAUCUGUGUUUGAAGUAUUUUGUGGAAAAUGGGGCGAUGGGAGUUAGGAGAGUCAAGAAGGCGGAUUUGAAACGCAUUGCGAAGGCCACGGGGGCGACUUUUCUGACCUCUUUGACUAACAUGGACGGGGAGGAGACUUUUGAUUCAAGUAUGGUAGGGGAGGCGGCCGAAGUUGUCCAAGAACGCAUCUCCGAUGAUGAACUUAUUUUGAUCAAGGGCCCUAAAGCCAGGACUGCAGCUUCAAUAAUCCUCCGUGGGCCUAAUGACUUCUACUGCGAUGAAAUGGAACGUUCAGUUCAUGACGCUCUCUGUGCUGUUAAAAGAGUAAUGGAAUCAAAGAGUGUAGUCGCUGGUGGAGGGUCAGUAGAAGCGGCGCUUUCGAUUUAUUUGGAAAAUUUCGCCACGACUUUGAGUUCUCGCGAACAAUUGGCUAUUGCAGAGUUUGCUAAAAGUCUUCUUGUGAUUCCGAAAACCCUCGCGGUGAAUGCGGCCCAAGAUGCAACCGAUUUAGUCGCCAAAUUGCGAGCGUAUCAAAACACGAGUCAAACCAAGGCCGACUUGGCUAAUUUAAAAUGGGUGGGAUUGGAUCUGAUUGAAGGGACUGUCAAGGAUAAUAAGAAAGCCGGAGUUCUGGAACCGACCAUUUCGAAAAUCAAGUCGUUGAAGUUUGCGACUGAAGCCGCGAUUACGAUUUUGCGAAUUGAUGACAUGAUCAAGUUGGACCCCGAACAGAAGGGGGAUAAGAGUUAUAAGCACGCGAUGGAGAGUGGGGAGUUGUAUGACUAGAGUUUGAGUAUUAAUUUUGUAUUUUACGUCAUUAACACAUUACUACUUAAAAAAAAAAACUCGAAAUAAAAAUUUCACCUACUA
Messenger RNA from Tribolium madens (black flour beetle), 1822 nucleotides. RefSeq names its product T-complex protein 1 subunit alpha (gene CCT1). Lineage: Eukaryota; Metazoa; Arthropoda; Insecta; Coleoptera; Tenebrionidae. The transcript has 5 exons. The record is from RefSeq and is a predicted model, not a curated record. Gene Ontology annotation, biological process: protein folding. Bases 65 to 1738 code for a protein of 557 amino acids. Gene Ontology annotation, cellular component: chaperonin-containing T-complex. Gene Ontology annotation, molecular function: ATP hydrolysis activity; ATP-dependent protein folding chaperone; ATP binding.